Messenger RNA from Halichondria panicea, 1383 nucleotides. RefSeq names its product WD repeat-containing protein 74-like. The record is from RefSeq and is a predicted model, not a curated record. Gene Ontology annotation, biological process: ribosomal large subunit biogenesis. Gene Ontology annotation, molecular function: protein binding. The transcript is spliced from 10 exons. The coding region runs from base 72 to 1268 and encodes 398 amino acids. Gene Ontology annotation, cellular component: preribosome, large subunit precursor; nucleolus. Lineage: Eukaryota; Metazoa; Porifera; Demospongiae; Suberitida; Halichondriidae.
GUCUUAAUCAUAAAGCAGUCUAUAUCUACUUGUAUAAGGAUCUUUACCUACCACGUGUAAAUUAGCUGGCCAUGGCAGAUUUAGUCAAGGGAAUUAGUUUAGAGUCAACAAGAGCACCUAUAGACGUAUGGAUAGGAACAUCACUAGGAGUCUUGAAAGGAGUGUGUCUCCCCACUGGACGGGCCACUAACUAUCUACCUGCCUCCAUCACCCUCUCCCAGACUGACAAGCGUAAAGAGGUGACCGUCAUGUGCUGGGAAGACGAAUCACAUGACGCCCUGUACUGUGGACGCAGAGAUGGCAUUGUCCAGAAAUUCAGUUGUCAGGAUCGUCUGUUCACAGCCGAGUGUGACUGCACUGGAGGAGAGGGGCAGUUUGUGGGUCUGGGGAAACACAAUGAGGUACUCAUCACCUGCACUGACAGAGGCAGCCUGUGUUACUGGCCUUUAGACACGGACAAGACGGAGCGAUGUGUGGGUGAUGAUGUGUCUUGUAUGGCAGUCAGUCCCAAAGCACAGCUGCAAGUGGCCACGGGAGGGAAGGAAAAUGACUUGAAGGUGUGGGACGGCAACAAACUGGAUCAGCCAAUAUUUCAAGCCAAGAAUGUCAAAAAUGACAAGUUGGACCUCCGUGUCCCGGUGUGGGUGACCAGACUUGGCUAUACUCUCAACUCUGGGGACCAGCCUGUCAUCGCCGUAGGAACUGGGCAUCAUCAAUUGAGGCUCUAUGACACCAGAGCUCAGAGGAGGCCAGUGUACUCGACAGUGUUUGGAGAGCAUCCAAUCACAACCCUCAAAAUGUCUCAAGAUGGCAGGUCCUACUUUGUUGGAAACAGUGCUGGCGAGAUGGGCAGGGUAGAGCUGAGGACAGGGGGUGUGGUCAGCCGCUACCGAGGAUUUGGUGGGGGGGUGCGGUGCAUCGAAGAGUGGGGAGAGGGGGAACAGUCUCUCAUUGCUGCUACAGGACUCGAUAGAUACCUCAGAGUCUACUCUGCACACAGACCAAAGCUGCUGCACCAGGUCUACCUCAAAUUGCAGUGCAGCUGUUUGCUUUUCAGCAAUGAAUCGGUCAAGGAGCCUAAUCUACCAGAGAUGAAAAGUUUGCCUGAGACUGAGACUGAGACUGUUGACUGUGAAAGCAGUGGGGAUGAGGACCAACUCUGGAACAGAAUGGAGACAAUAAAGGACACUAGGAACACUAUCAAGAAACGCUCCAUAUGUCACGUAGAAGUGAAACAGUCAAAAAAAAGAAAACUCAGAACUAAGUAGGCCCAAAGUUACUUGUCUUUGCGUUUACUUGUGCCUGCUGACAACACAGUAUUUAUUGUUAUCUUUGUAAUCUAUUGUCUGAGCAAUAUAAAUAAUUCACAAAAGCACACGAUAA